Messenger RNA from Aspergillus fumigatus Af293, 729 nucleotides. RefSeq lists its product as uncharacterized. Bases 1 to 729 code for a protein of 242 amino acids. Lineage: Eukaryota; Fungi; Ascomycota; Eurotiomycetes; Eurotiales; Aspergillaceae. The record is from RefSeq and is a predicted model, not a curated record. The transcript has a single exon.
AUGUCAACUACAAACCCAUCCGCCUCUCCAUCCCGGUCCCCCGCUCCUCGACAACAAGACGACCAACCCCAGCAACAGGAACAAGAGCAGCAACAGCAGCAGCAGCAACAGCGCCUAAAAGUUCAUACCCACCACUGCCGCUUCUGCAACCACCUCCUCCUAGCCACAACGCGCACGAUCGCGACCCUUCCGCGUCGAAAAGCCCCAGCGCAGGAUAACGCGCUUAUUCUGCCUCUUCCGCACGCGGACGAGGACGAGGACGAAGAUGACGACGACGACAACGACGACGAGAAGAAGGAGGAGGAGAAGCCAGACGCAACCACAUCGCCCGAGCCCGGGAGCGAAACCAACCAAACCAUAAGAACCGAAGGCGAAGCCGAAAGCGAAGGACAAGCGGGGAGGAAACGGCGCAAACAGAAGCACUACACCAUCCUGCUAUCCACAACUCUCCCCGAUCGCAAGGCGACGCUGAUCCGUCGGGAAGACGGGUUCGAGAAGAGGCGGUUUCUGCGGUGUGGGCGGUGUCGGGUUGUGGUGGGGUAUUUCCUUGAUGCGGUGCAUUUUCCUGUUGUCCAGAGGGCCGAGGAUGUAGUUGAAGGGGAAGGGGCGAGUCAAGAACCACGGGUUGUAUAUUUACUUCCUGGGGCGUUGAUGGAGACGGAGAUUAUGGGUGAUGAGGAGAAAAUGGAGGCGCUGGAUCGGGAGUGGAGUGGGUGGAUUGCUCAAUAG